GGCCUCGGCUUGAUCAUCUGGGGGUGCGGCAGUGUGUGUGCAAUGCCAGCAUCAUUGGAUGACGUGCGCAUAAACCAAGGUCCUGCUGCGCGGAUUACAGUUAAGGAGCUGGGGUCGCUGCAACUACCAUGCUCUUAUGAAGUACCCUUCGCCUAUACACAAAGUAAUAGCGUCACAUUGAGGUGGCGCAAGGAUGGAAAAACGCUGCGCCAAGCUGAGUUGGGCCAGUUCAGCGGAACAACCAGCGAACCUCAAUUGGAAGCGAUGCUGCGGGAGGACUCACGCCUUACGCUGAACAAGGAAAGCGGGGCACUACUGUUUUCCAGCGUCUUGGCCAGUGAUGCUGGCCAGUAUCAAUGCCAAUUGCUGGUCGACGGGCAACCCACUGUUAGCUCCAAUAACGGAAUGGUAGAGGUUAUUGAGCAGCUUAAGUUUAUGCCGCAGCCCACGUCAAAGAACUUGGAGCUAGGGACGGUGGGCAAAGUGCAUUGCAAGGCUCAGGGCACUCCCACGCCACAGGUCAAAUGGUUGAGGGAAACCCAGUUGCCACUGCCAGAAAAUGUUUCCGAUCACAAUGGCACUUUAGUUUUUCGCAAUGUGACCAAUUUGCAGCGGGGCCAGUAUACCUGUAUUGCGUCCAACAGUCAGGGAGAAAUCAGUGCCACUGUCUCCAUAAACGUGGUGAUUGCGCCCAAGUUUAGCGUGCCGCCAUCCGGACCCAUUGAAGUGUUGGAGCAGGGUUUGGCCGUGAUGCAUUGUCAGGCCACGGGGGAACCAAAGCCCACCAUACAAUGGGACAGGGAUCUGGUGUAUUUAAAUGAAAAUAAUACGGAUACGGCACGGUUUCGACUAUUGGAGAAUGGCACGCUUGAAAUACACGACGUACAGCCGGAGGACGAGGGACGCUACGGUUGCACCAUUGGCAGUAGUGCGGGCCUCAAACGCGAGGAGGUGCUACUCGUGGUCCUGACCACUAAAUCUACCUCAAACUCAAUAAUCACGCGCAUCAUCAUUAUCAUCAUCUGCCUGGCAUUUCUCUAUUUCGUGCUGGUGCUGGGCCUCAAGCUCUGGUAUCGCUAUCGACGCCAUCUGGGCAAGGUCCAGCUGGACGAUGGCGCACAUGUGGCUGCGGGACACGAGAAUGCCGAACACGAGCCCUGUCUCACCGAGGGAAACUCGAGUAAGAUUCCCAAAAGCAAAUUCCGCGAAAGCACAAUUCUGGAGCAGGAGUCUCAGGUGGCCGAUGACAUUGUCUAAAUGGUCGGACCCAAUCCACACAAUGCCGCUUUCCAUGAUCUCUUGCCGCAUCUGUUGGCUGU
Messenger RNA from Scaptodrosophila lebanonensis, 1319 nucleotides. Its product is annotated as tyrosine-protein kinase-like otk. The transcript is spliced from 3 exons. Gene Ontology annotation, cellular component: plasma membrane; axon. Bases 43 to 1257 code for a protein of 404 amino acids. The record is from RefSeq and is a predicted model, not a curated record. Lineage: Eukaryota; Metazoa; Arthropoda; Insecta; Diptera; Drosophilidae. Gene Ontology annotation, biological process: axon guidance; homophilic cell-cell adhesion; dendrite self-avoidance. Gene Ontology annotation, molecular function: cell-cell adhesion mediator activity.